AUGCACUUACGUGGACUGAUCGGAGAUUCAGAGCUUUGUGGAAAAGUAUUGGAACGUGUUUCGGAACAACUCUCAAAUUGUCCAUGGUUGAAGAAUAGAGGUACGAUAUUACACUGGAUAAUAAUCAAUCUUGUGUCUUUUGUAACAAAAAGUUUGUUAUAUUUUAUUUAUCUGCAGUGUUUUGUACUGAAAAAUUAAAAACUAGUGACACUGACGAUUGGAAUGACUACGUAACAUCUAGUUCUCCAUCUGACGAUGAAUUGGUUAAUCAAUGUCGCGAAAAAAAAAUUUAA
Cinara cedri is the source of this 293-nucleotide messenger RNA. The record is from the annotation of a GenBank genome assembly. Lineage: Eukaryota; Metazoa; Arthropoda; Insecta; Hemiptera; Aphididae.